Messenger RNA from Engraulis encrasicolus (European anchovy), 661 nucleotides. Its product is annotated as histone H1-like. Lineage: Eukaryota; Metazoa; Chordata; Actinopteri; Clupeiformes; Engraulidae. Gene Ontology annotation, biological process: nucleosome assembly. The transcript has a single exon. The record is from RefSeq and is a predicted model, not a curated record. The coding region runs from base 47 to 661 and encodes 204 amino acids. Gene Ontology annotation, molecular function: DNA binding; structural constituent of chromatin. Gene Ontology annotation, cellular component: nucleosome.
CCAGUUAUUCAUUCUGUGGAAACACCGAAAGACAAACGCAACAAGAAUGGCAGAGACUGCUCCAGCCCCCGCUGCCGCACCGGCAAAAUCACCCAAGAAGAAGGCACCCAGGCCCAAGAAGACUGGCCCAAGUGUCGGCGAGUUGAUUGUGAAAGCAAUCGCUGCCUCCAAGGAGAAGAAGGGAGUGUCCCUUGCCGCUCUGAAGAAGGCGCUCGCAGCUGGUGGAUACGAUGUGGAGAAGAACAAGGCUCGCGUCAAAGUGGCAGUCAGAUCACUGGUCACCAAAGGCACACUUGUUCACACCAAAGGAGUCGGUGCGUCCGGAUCCUUCAAGUUAGCCAAGAAGGCGGCAGAGCCCAAGAAGAAGGCAGUCAAGAAGCCAGCGGCCAAAAAGCCAGCUGCCAAGAAGCCCAAGAAGGCAGCAGCCAAAAAGCCAGCCGCCGCAGCCAAGAAGGCCACCAAGAGCCCGAAGAAGGCUAAGAAGCCCGCCGCCCCCAAGAAGGCUACCAAGAGCCCCAAGAAGGCAAAGAAGCCCGCAGCUCCCAAGAAGGCAGCAAAGAGCCCGAAGAAGGCUAAGGCAGCCAAGCCCAAGGUAGUUAAACCUAAAGCAGCUAAGCCCAAGAAGGCAGCACCUAAGAAGGCAGCCCCCAAGAAGAAGUAA